CCCACCAGCGCCAUCAGCAUUUGCACAUAUUUCUUCAUUAGUUUCCUCAAUCCCACACGUACAUAUCCAACAUUGCAUAUCAUGCCUCGCCUCGGAACCGGAGACUUGCGUCGGAUUUUCGAGAACCUCGACAAGAACGGCGAUGGCCAGGUGAGCCUCGAGGAGCUCAAUUGGCUGCUCGAGAAAAUCAGUGUCCAUCACAGCGUGGACGAGCUCGAAUUGUUUAUAGGGAAACCAAGCCUCGACUUUGACGAGUUCUUGCACUUUUAUGUGUCUAUAUCGUGGGAAGGAACCACGGGAAAUGGCGGAUCAGAAUCACCGGAGGGCAACGAAGGAGACGACGAUCAAGAGACCGACCUUGCCGAGGCGUUCAAAGUGUUUGAUCUGAACAACGACGGCUUCAUUUCCUGCGACGAGCUCCAGAGCGUGCUCUCGAAACUAGGGUUGUGGAACGAGGGAAGCGGGAGAGACUGCAAUAGUAUGAUUCGCGCGUAUGAUACUGAUAGCGAUGGGAGGCUCGAUUUUGAGGAAUUCAAGAGCAUGAUGCUGAUUACAUUUGCUUGAUGAUAUCUUCAAGAAGAAUAUGAGAUACGUCCUGAGUCAGAUUUGCUUUCAUUCA
Rhodamnia argentea is the source of this 619-nucleotide messenger RNA. RefSeq names its product probable calcium-binding protein CML44. NCBI's taxonomy places the organism in Eukaryota, Viridiplantae, Streptophyta, Magnoliopsida, Myrtales, Myrtaceae. The coding region runs from base 82 to 564 and encodes 160 amino acids. Gene Ontology annotation, molecular function: calcium ion binding. The transcript has a single exon. The record is from RefSeq and is a predicted model, not a curated record.